AUGCCUACGACAACGGCGCCGGCGCCACCACCUCGCGCGGCCGCGCGGCCGGUAUUCUUCCCCGGCCGUAUCCCGAGCCACCACGCGCCUCCUCCCCUGCCGCUCCGCCGCCAUGCCGGGACGGCGUACUGGGCCUUGCCGGACGCCGAGGACCAGCGGCGACCCGUCCAGGCUCCCCCACCGUCGCCCUUGGACGCCGUGGAGGCGGGUCUGGGCAGCGACCCGGCCGAGGUUCUCCCACCGCCACCCCCGCAUCUCCCGGGGGGCGCCCCUUACGACAGGGCGCAGACAGCCAGCGGAUCCGCGUACGGGACCUCCGGCGAGGCAACGGGCUACCAGGCCGCGGGGGCCACGGAGGACGGCGCCGCCGCCGUCGAGAUGGCCGAUCCCAUGUGGGAUGUUGUCACCUUGGAUUGCUUAGACGGCGAUGCUUGGACCGCACUUAUUGAAGAGACGGAGAGGAUUGCUGAGAGCGACAUAUUAAAAAUACGGAAAGUGUAUGAUGCAUUCCGUGCGGAGUUCCCUCUGUGCUUUGGCUAUUGGAAGAAAUAUGCAGAUCAUGAAGGCCGUCUAGAUGGUGUCAAUAAAGUUUUUGAGGUGUAUGAACGGGCAGUUCUUGCAGUUACUUAUUCAGUGGACAUAUGGUGUAAUUAUUGUCAGUUUGCGAUCUCAACAUACAAUGACCCAGAUGUCAUCAGAAGACUGUUUAAUCGGGGUUUGGCAUAUGUUGGAACAGAUUAUGGUUCCAAUACUUUGUGGGAUGAGUACAUCAAGAAUGAAGAAUCACUUCAAGCAUGGAGUCAUCUAGCUGUGGUAUACACAAGAAUACUAGAGCACCCUAUAAAACAGCUUGAUCGGUACUUUAAUUGUGUGCAGGCAUCCCAAAAUUUCGCUCCAGAUGACUCAUUUAUUCCACUGAAAAACACUCGCUCUAAACAACAUCACCAUGAAAUUAUUUGAUCUGGCAAGUGUUGUGUGUUGUGUCGGCUCUGAUUCAGUUGCAAUUGAGUUUGUGUUGUUAUCGCGGAAGAAUAUUGUUCUCACUUAUGGUGACUAGAGUAGUGAAAUUAUGAUCAAUGACUAGCAAUUUAUGCUAACUGACUGCUUACUUUGGGGAGUGUGGAUGACUGUCAUUUUCUAUGUGCUUACUCUAUGUAAUCACUAUAGAGUUUUUUGCUUUCAACCAGUGCAAGGCUAUGUGGAGAAAGUAUGUAGAAAUUCAAAUGGAAUUCCUGACACUAUGUAAGUUUGGUUUCGCAAGUAAUUGAAGAAAUGCUCCAAGAAUAAGGCCACCAUCAAUAUAUUUGUUCUUUUA
Molecule: messenger RNA, 1315 nt
Organism: Triticum aestivum (bread wheat)
Lineage: Eukaryota; Viridiplantae; Streptophyta; Magnoliopsida; Poales; Poaceae
Product: pre-mRNA-processing factor 39
Exons: 6
Coding region: 1-960 (319 amino acids)
Biological process (GO): mRNA 5'-splice site recognition; RNA processing
Cellular component (GO): U1 snRNP; U2-type prespliceosome; commitment complex
Molecular function (GO): protein binding; pre-mRNA 5'-splice site binding
Source: RefSeq, a predicted model, not a curated record